Messenger RNA from Bombus terrestris (buff-tailed bumblebee), 1997 nucleotides. Its product is annotated as ADP-ribose pyrophosphatase, mitochondrial. Gene Ontology annotation, molecular function: ADP-ribose diphosphatase activity. NCBI's taxonomy places the organism in Eukaryota, Metazoa, Arthropoda, Insecta, Hymenoptera, Apidae. The record is from RefSeq and is a predicted model, not a curated record. The transcript is spliced from 2 exons. Bases 935 to 1828 code for a protein of 297 amino acids.
AUGCGUAUGCUGUUGAACCGCCAGCGGUCAGUAAAAUGUUAAAAAGAAUAUCUAAUAAUGGUAUAUUUAUUUUAACGGAAAGCAACAAUUGAUAUCUGACACUGAUAUAUCAGAAACAAAGACUAUAUAUUCUGCCUGUAUAUUGUUAACACUGUUACAAAACGUUGCGAGGAUAAAAAUAGUGUGAAUCAAGACAAAUGAAAUAAAUCAUCACGUAUCUAUCACUAUCAUUCACUACGAAACAAUGAAAACUGGUGGUGUCCGUCGUAUUAUGGUUUGUUAAAUCGCAAUUGGAAUACAUGUAUUUCUUAUAAUGUGUUUCAUAAUGUUUCUCUGAACUAAACAAGCGAGCAAAAUUAUAUAAAAUUAUGCAAUAUACGUUCUGCAUUACAUAUUAUAACAAAUUUGUAAGUGCACAAUAGACAUUUAAUAUAUACACAUAAUGUAUAAAAAGCAAGCGAUAAAUAGCAAUUAAUUUUAAUUGAUACCCGACUGUCUGCAAUGUCUCUCACGUGAUGAAACAUCGUAGUCUCCGCAAAGACUGACAACCACUAUUCUCAUUAACUAAAUCUAAAUGAUUGAGAUCAUUCUCGAUUGUAAUUAUGUUGACCAUCGAUUUAAUUAUAAUUCCUACCGCUCCAGUAGCGCUGGUAUCUUAUUUUAUAUUAAACCGAUAACGUCAUAUGUGACACGGAAAUGAUAUGGGGGUUAGGUGAUCCAAAAACGUAGGAUACGAAAAGUUAUUAAAUGUCACGUCUAUUCCUUUAAUACCUUAUCGGUGCUUGUAUAUAGCUACCUGUCUUGAUAAAAGAUUCGAAGAGUAAAAGAGAGAGAGAGAAAGAUAACUGACGAUGAUUGACGACUGUUUUAUUUUUUAAAUGUAUAGCAAGCAUAGUGAUCAAGAGUAUCACGAUAUUCAAUAAUAUUUAACUUUAUGAUCGAACUUAAAAGUAGUUUGUUUUACUUUAUGCGGAUAGUAAUUAUUAGAAUGAUUCAUUAUAAAUGCAGGCAAGGUUUUUACCCAUCUAGUAAUGUAAAACGUUUCGAAGUACCUGAAAAUAAAGUGGCAUGGAACAUUGAAUAUUCAGAAUAUAAGCCAAUUAAGUAUACCGCUCCAAGCCUCAAGGGAAAACCAUGGGCAGAUUUGGAAAUCGAUGAUAUUUCAUUUCAACCAAAAUGGAAUGCUGUUGAUGGAAAUGUGAAUCGUAAAAGUUUUACAAAUGACUAUGUUAUAAACGAAGAUGGUUGUCCUUUAAAUCCCAUUGGUCGUACUGGUAUCAUAGGACGUGGACUCUUAGGACGAUGGGGACCAAAUCAUGCAGCAGAUCCAAUUGUGACCCGUUGGAAACAGGAUAUUACAGGUGUAACAGAAAUAAAUAAAGAUACAAAUAAACCAAUUUUGGAAUUCGUUGCUAUACAAAGACAAGAUUCUGGAGAAUGGGCUAUUCCUGGUGGAAUGGUUGAUCCAGGUGAAACAGUCUCAAGAACUUUAAAAAGAGAAUUCAUGGAAGAAGCCAUGAAUUCUUUAAAAAGGGAUAGAGCAGAAAAUGAAGAAUUAGAAAAAUCUCUAAGAAAAUUUUUUGAACAGGGAGAAGAAAUUUAUAAAGGAUAUGUAGAUGAUCCUAGAAAUACGGAUAAUGCUUGGAUGGAAACCGUAGCUUUAAAUUUUCAUGAUCAUGAUAAUAAUGUUCUUGGAAAUAUAAAGCUAGUGGCUGGUGAUGAUGCACUUAAUGUACAAUGGAUGGAUAUUGAUAGAAAUUUGAACUUAUAUGCUAAUCAUAGUGAGUUUAUCAGAAAGACAGCAGAAAAACGUAACGCGCAUUGGUAAAGACAUUAAAAUUUUUAGUAAAUAGAACGUGCAUAAUUAUUUUCAUCUUUUAUUAUAUUGAAGAUUACAAAAAUUGAUCGAGAUCGCUUAUAUACAUACAGGAGAAUAUGAUAUUUUGUAUGUAUCAGUUUGUAGAAAAAGAAUAAAAUCACAUAUUAUAAAAUGAAAA